Molecule: messenger RNA, 1153 nt
Organism: Vigna umbellata (rice bean)
Lineage: Eukaryota; Viridiplantae; Streptophyta; Magnoliopsida; Fabales; Fabaceae
Source: RefSeq, a predicted model, not a curated record
UAGCUAAUUACAUUGAAGUGAGGAAUAAGAAAUCGGCUAAUGGGUGGGGAUGACGCUGAUUCUGAUUUGGUUGGGAUUGUUCUCGCACAGUUACCUUUUGGUUUUGCGUGGCAUACAAAAUCAUGACGGCUAAGACUGUGAACUUGAUUAAUCCCAAGAGGGUGGCUUUGAUCUGGCUCAUCUGUGCCUUCUGCUUCUUCACCUUGUUCAGAAUGGCACUUCACAACUCAUCGCAAACUUUUUCAUCUGCUUCUACAGAUUCUCAAAAUUCUUACACGGAGCAAAGAUCAAAGUUGUAUGACAAGAUGGGGAGAGAUCUGGAUGAGCAUGGAGCUGCUUUCCUGAAACAUGGUGAAACCUCUCAGUCAUUGUCCCUUUCAGAUAUAUUCACACUGAAAGAUGGAUAUGUGACACCUGUUAUGAAGCCUGCAAAUCCUCCGGUGCGAGCUAAUGUAUUGUAUUUGAGCACUGAAUUCUCUUUACCUAUCGCGGAGGCUGUCAAAAAUAAUUUUAAUCCAUACUUUGAUAAAGCAAUCUGGUUUCAGAACUCCAGUCUGUACCAUUUUAGCAUGUUCCAUGCCUCCCACCAUAUUGUUCCUGUACUCGCUACCAAAGAAGAGAUAGAAGCUGAAGCAUCCUCUGUGAAAGCUGUUGUUUCAAAACUCUGCCCUUUGAAGAUUGUUUUGGAUAGAGUUGUUUUGACUUCAACUGGAGUGCUCCUGGGUUGCUGGCAGGUCAUCUCGGGUACAGAUCCCGUAAUCAUUCGUUCUAUGUUGAAGAAUGCACUUCCACGUGCACCAGAAAAGCAACUUUAUGAUGCUGCAAUUCUCCACACCUCAUUUGCAAGGCUUUUGGGUCCGCCUACAGUAUCAUCACCUACGGAACAACUUAAUACGUCAGAUGAUAUCCACUUUUUCCAUGAGCUAGUUAAUCGGCUUAACAGUCAGAUUCGUGGAUUCCAGGCAGUGGUGUCUGAAUUAUGGUACGUUGAAGAAUAUGAUGUGCUUGCCCUUGCUCUGAAUGGAAGAAUGAAUCCUCGCAAAUUCAAAUUUGGAUGCUCAAGAACUUAAAGUUAUCUUACACGUUACAUUUAGUGACUGUAAAAUGUAUAAAAGAUCCAUUAGUUUAUAGAAGUCUGUGUCUAUCUUUUACU